AUGGAAUCAGAGCAACCCGAAGUUCGUAGGCGUGGACGCCCGCGCGUCUUUGCGUCAGAUGCGGAGCGCCAAAGAAAUCAUCGUAGCAUCGAAGGAGAAAGGCGGCGUGCUCUGCGUCUAAGCGCAGAUGCAGAACGUCAUUUGCUCGAACGCCAGAACGAGGACGCCGAGCAUCGCUCCAUCAGACGCACCCAAGACUCGCAGCGUCAUCGCGAAGAACGCGAAGUUCAAGAGCACAGCAGCGUUCUGAAAGACGAUUUGCUAAUGCUCAACGUGAACAGAGACGGCGUGAGGGAGAAAAUGAUGAAGAGCGCGCACGACGUCGAUCCGAGAACAUGCAACGGCAGCGAAGGAGUCGUGUUGUGGAAAGCGAGGAAAGUCGAUCUGCACGUCGUCGCCAGAACACACUUCGUCAGCAGAGACGACGAGAGGCUGAAAGUGCCGAAGAGCGUGAACAGCGCCUUUUGGAACAAAAUCGGCGUCAGCAGAGGCUACUGCAGAAUGAGACACCUGAUGAGGGCGUUGAACGCCGAAGAAGAGACGCGCUGCGACAGAGAUUGCGCCGAGCGCAACAAAACGCUGAAGGAGAGGAGGAAGCAGAAUAUGUGCAGGAAAACAUCGAGGGUCAGCAGCAAGGCGAACGGACAUUGGAUAUAA
Cylicostephanus goldi is the source of this 657-nucleotide messenger RNA. The record is from the annotation of a GenBank genome assembly. NCBI's taxonomy places the organism in Eukaryota, Metazoa, Nematoda, Chromadorea, Rhabditida, Strongylidae.